Messenger RNA from Syngnathoides biaculeatus (alligator pipefish), 3401 nucleotides. Its product is annotated as bromodomain-containing protein 3-like. The transcript is spliced from 12 exons. Gene Ontology annotation, cellular component: nucleus; chromatin. Bases 340 to 2436 code for a protein of 698 amino acids. Gene Ontology annotation, biological process: chromatin remodeling; regulation of DNA-templated transcription. Lineage: Eukaryota; Metazoa; Chordata; Actinopteri; Syngnathiformes; Syngnathidae. The record is from RefSeq and is a predicted model, not a curated record.
AAUCGAGGCAUAACAACAGCGAUGACGCGCCCAGUCACUACGGCUGCGCGUAGAGCGGACAGCUGAUAACUCAUCUAUUAUGCUACUUGGCUAAAUUGGAAUCAUCUCGCAAAGUGAGCGGAAUCCGCCGUUGGACUCUCCGGAGGACCGAAGCCCAAAGUCGUACGAUGGGAGUUUGUCUCGUGGAGGGAAACGUCCAGCUGAAGAAGACGCCAAACAACUGACGCGCACACCGAGGCACCCUCGGAACGCGGAGGGCCGUUUUUGUCAGUUUCCACCUCGCGGUCAGACGCUGCCUUCCCACGCCGCAUCAGCGCCUCGCCGCCGCCGUCGGCCGCCAUGUCGGACGCCCCCGAGGCUGCCCCGCCCAGCCCCCCCGCCCUCAGCAACCCGCCGCCUCCGGAGGUCACCAACCCGACCAAGCCCGGCAGGAAGACGAACCAGCUGCAGUACAUGCAGAACGUGGUGGUGAAGACCUUGUGGAAGCACCAGUUCGCGUGGCCCUUCUACCAGCCCGUGGACGCCAUCAAGCUGUGCCUGGCGGACUACCAUAAGGUGAUCAAGAACCCCAUGGACAUGGGCACCAUCAAGAAGCGUCUGGAGAACAACUACUACUGGAGCGCCAGUGAGGCCAUGCAGGACUUCAACACCAUGUUCACCAACUGCUACAUCUACAACAAGCCGACGGACGACAUCGUGCUGAUGGCGCAAGCGCUGGAGAAGAUUUUCCUCCAGAAGGUGGCGCAGAUGCCUCAGGAGGAAGUGGCGCUGCUCCCGCCCGCCCCCAAAGGCAAGAACAAGAGCAAACAGCUUCCUGCUGCGCCCAACACGGUGAGUCAACAGGCGGAGUCUUCGGUGUCGCCCCCCGCCUCCUACCCCUCCCCCUCCCAGACGGCCGUUAUUUCCGCCGCGCCCGCGAGCGUCCAGGCCACGCCCCCCGCGCCGCAGCCGCCGGCCGCCAUGAUGCCGUCCGCGCAGCCUGUCGUCAAGAAAAAGGGCGUCAAACGGAAAGCCGACACCACCACGCCCACCACGUCGGCCAUCUCGGCGGGCCGCGCCGACUCGCCCACGGCGCAGGACAUCAAACCGGCCAAACUGGCCUCGGCCCGCCGCGAGGCCGCGGCGCGGCCCGCCAAAGCGCGGCGGGAGACGGGCGAAGACGUGGUGGCCGGCGACGCGGGGGCCGGAGGCGGCGCGGCGCCCGCCGGCGGCGGGCCGGGCGGCGUCAGGAAGGCGGGCAAGCUGGGCGAACAGAUGAAGCACUGCGACGCCAUCCUGAAGGAGAUGCUGUCCAAAAAGCACGCCGCCUACGCCUGGCCCUUCUACAAACCCGUCGACGCCGAGGCCCUGGAGCUGCACGACUACCACGACAUCAUCAAACACCCCAUGGACCUCAGCACCGUCAGGAAAAAGAUGGACAAGGGCGAGUACUGCGACCCUCAGGGCUUCGCCACGGACGUCAGGUUAAUGUUCUCCAACUGCUACAAGUACAACCCUCCUGACCACGAGGUGGUGGCCAUGGCCCGCAAGCUGCAGGACGUGUUCGAGAUGCGCUUCGCCAAGAUCCCGGACGAAGGCGUGGAGGCGUCGGUUCCGUCAACGACGCCAUUGGUUAGUAAAAGCACGGCCUCGUCCGACAGCAGCAACAACUCCUCCUCAGACGAGUCGUCUGACUCGGAGGAGGAGCGCGCCACGCGAUUGGCUGAGCUACAGGAGCAGGUUGGUGCUGCCGGCCAAUCCCAGCUGAAGGCGGUGCACGAACAGCUGGCCGUCCUGUCGCAGGCGCCCGUCAGCAAGCCCAAGAAGAAGAAGGAGAAGAAGGACAAGGACAAGAAGAAGGACAAGGCCGGCGCCAAGGCCAAGCCCGACGACGACAAGAAGCCCAAGGCCGCCGCCGCCGCCGCCGCCCAGCAGCAGCAGCAGCAACAGCAGCAGCAGCAGCCCAAGGCCGCCAAUCAGAAGAAGGCGCCGGCGCGCAAGGCCAACAGCACCGUCACCGCCACCAGGCAAGCCAAGAAGGGCGCCAAAGCGCCGGGGGGCGGCUCGGCCAACGGCGACGACGGGGCCGCCGGCGAGGAGUCGUCCUCUCUGCCCAUGUCGUACGACGAGAAACGCCAGCUGAGCCUGGACAUCAACCGGCUGCCCGGAGAGAAGCUGGGCCGCGUGGUCCACAUCAUCCAGUCCCGGGAACCUUCCCUGAGGGACUCCAACCCCGACGAGAUCGAGAUCGACUUCGAGACCCUCAAGCCGUCCACGCUCCGAGAACUCGAGCGCUACGUCAAGUCCUGCCUGCAGAAGAAGCAGAGGAAACUCAUGCAGAAGCAAGCCGGAGGCGGGGCCUCGGGCGGGGGGGCCAGUCGUCUGAGCGGCAGCUCGUCUUCCUCGUCCGACGACAGCUCCUCGACGGGAACGUCCUCGUCCUCGGACACAGACUGAACACACACACACACGCGUAUAUAAAUAUAUAAAUAUAUACCCACAAGUGUACACACACACACACACACACACUGAUGUAUGUAAAUAAGCCCAGCUGUUUUUUUUUUUGUUUGUUUUUUUUAAAAGCAUUUAGUCUUUUUUUUUUUUUUUUUGUGGAGGAAAUCAAAACCGGGGACGGAAGACGUGUUUUGACUUUUGCGUCGUGGCGGCCCAUCGGAAGAUCCAAAAAAAAAAAAUAAUCUGAAAUAUUUCGCACGUUUGGUCGACUCGGCCCGCCUGACGGAAGACGCGUUGGGGGAUCGCCGGACGUCGGACUGUUUCGCGGAGAAACGGACUCGCCGACGCUUUCGGCCAAUAAAAACCCUUAGUGACGACGUCGCCGGCCGGCCGGCCGAGCCCCGCCCCUUCCUUCAACAACACUACAAAGCUCACUUCCUUGUCGGACUCUGCGCCGCUUCCUGUCGGGGACCCCCCCCCCCCUUCCAAUUGCUCUGGUGUGGGGGGUAGUUUUUAAGCCUUUUAAAUUUUUACAUUCUUAAUCCACGGUUUGGUCAGGAGAGCCCCGACCCUCGCCAAGGGAUUCGCCGACGUCGAAAGUUCGGGGACAAAAAGAAUUCUGCGCCGACAAGUCGACUGGACGCCGGGCGGGGGCGAGUUUGUUUUUAGUUGCUCUACUAGUUGAUUUUGUAUUUUACUAAGAAAAAGGAAAAGAGUGAUUUGAUGUGUUUGCAUGCACUCCGUCGGGCCGUACGUCGAGCACUGUAUAGUAGCUUCCUGUAUAGUAGCUUCUUGUCAAGUAGCUUCCUGUGUAGUCGCCGUGCUACACGCGUGUGCUACGCGCCAACACACGAGGAGAAGCCAGAAGAAGAAGAAAAAAAAAAAAAAAGUCAUGUGGUGUAAUUACUGAUAUGGGAUCCUUAUUUUCUGACUUCCUUUCUUUUUCAUAAAUAAACACAUUAAGUGAC